Messenger RNA from Sorghum bicolor (sorghum), 3671 nucleotides. RefSeq names its product nascent polypeptide-associated complex subunit alpha, muscle-specific form. The record is from RefSeq and is a predicted model, not a curated record. Bases 85 to 1413 code for a protein of 442 amino acids. Lineage: Eukaryota; Viridiplantae; Streptophyta; Magnoliopsida; Poales; Poaceae. The transcript is spliced from 6 exons.
UUCCCCGAUCCAUUCCCUCGCCCGAGUCAAAUCCCCUGCCCCCCUCCCUGUGCGGUGCGCCUGUGCCCCUCCGCGGCGAGCCCCAUGGAUCCUGCCGCCGCCAAGCGUCGGGAGGCGGAGCGGUUUAUGGGCAUCGCCGAGAAGCUCCUGACGGCGCGCGACCUCGAGGGAUGCAAGCAGUUCGUCGCGCAAGCCCUCUCCUUCGACCCCCGCACCCCGGGCGCCGACGACCUCCUCGCCGCCGCCGAUGCCCUCCUCGCCGACAAGCGUCGGCGCCUCCCGUCCGGGGCCCUAGAUCCCUACGCCGUCCUUGGCCUCGACUCCGCCGUGCCGGCCUCCCGCGAGCCCGACGUCGUCCAUUCCCAAUACCGCCGCCUCUCCUUCCUGCUCAACCGCUCCCACCCCGACCGUCCCUGCUCGCUCGCCUUCGCCGACGCCGCCCGCCUCGUCGCCGACGCGUGGGCCUUCCUGUCGGAUCCCCUCCGCAAAGCCUCCCUCGACUCCGACCUCGACGCUGCCGCCGCUGCAACUAACGCAGCUGCAGCCGCCAAAGCCGCUGCCGCCGCCGCAGCUCGUGUGCCCACCGCUCCCCAUCCAGAGAAGCAGCAUCAGCAGCAGCUGUCGCCGCCGCCGCCGCCUGCUCUGCAGCCACCGCAGACUGUGUCGGGCACGCCACCAAAGCGAGGGCGACCGCUGCGGGCUGCCAAAACGCCGGCGACGCCGCCUGUUCCGCAGCCACCGCAGACCGUGUCGGCCACGCCGCCAGCUCAACAACCACCGCAGACCAUGUCGAGCACGCAGCCACCAAAGCGUGGCCGGCCACCGCGGGCUGCCAAAACGCCGCCUGAGACUGAAGGAAACCAGGAGGGGGAAGCUCUACAGGCGCCAGCGUUCUGGACGGUUUGUCCCUCCUGCUGCCGCUUACACCAGUAUGACCGCUCCUACGAGUCGCAAACGCUGCUCUGUCCCAGCUGCCGCCGGCCGUUUGUUGCCACGGCAAUGUCCACGCCACCACCCAUCGUGCCAGGCACAGACAUGUACUACUGCUCCUGGGGGUUCUUCCCAAUGGGAUUCCCUGGUGGCCCUGCAUUCGCUGCACCGCUCAAUUCACCGCAGCACCAGGCGCCUGAUGCCCUAGGAUUUUAUCCAAUGGGGCCAUACUUGCCAUUGCCAGGCCCAAGCGGCAUUGUGGAAGUGGAAGGCAAUAAGGCAGUUGAUGCUGGCACUGUCAUUCCUGUCACUCCAACAGUGGCAGUCGCAUCGCCAUCGCCAGCGCCAGCGCCAGCACCAGCACCAUCGCCAGUGCUGACAGCGGCAACACCAGUGAAGUCAUCACAUGUGAAGGUUGGGGCAAAGAAGCGAGGGCGGCCUAAAGGCAGCAAGAACAAGAAAGUGGUGAUUGAGAUAAAUUAGGGCUAUGGAAUGGCGCAUGUGAAGGUUGGGGCAAAGAAGCGAGGGCGGCCUGUUGGCAGCAAGAACAAGAAAGUGGUGAUAAGAUCGAUUAGGGCUAUGGCAUGCCGAUCGCUGCACCAUUUGACAUCUGCAUCUGUUGUAAACUACAUUGUGUAUGUGUUGGGAAGUUUUCUUGCUUGCAGAUGACAUGAGCCUUGUAAGAUGGUUGAGCGUUGGUGCUUCACCUCGAUAAGUUGGUCGAGAAUCAGAGCUUCACCAUUCAUGAAAUUUUGGUGACUAGGUUUUCCUCCUUACUUUCAUUGCAAAGUUUACCGUAAUGGUCAGUUCAGGUGAUCAGUUUUAGCUUUUGUUCGUAUCAUCCCAUUAGAUGGGUGAGAUGUUUCAUGCUGUAGGGUGGCAGCUGCUCAGGUGUCCGUUAUGCUAUCUGCAACUUUUUAAGAUUAGGAGAUGGAUAAUAAGCUCUGUGAAUGUACAUUAAUUAGAAACACUACAGUAUGAAACUGUUGAAAUUGGCAACUUUGCUUCGGCAAUUUGGAAUAGCUUUGCACACCUCCUGAUUUCUCGCCUCCACGCGGGCACAGGCGCCGCCAUUUGUCCUCCGCCUAAUGUGCUUAUCCAGAGCGGAUGUGGCCGGAGUCAUUGCCGUGGCACAUGGCACUAGUGACGGACGGAACAAGUGGUGGGCGCAGGCGUGAGGCGCUGGUAACGGCGGAGGGGAUCUUAUGCACUACGGAUGACGGUCGUCUAGGCAUGGUGGAUCUACGUGUGGAUUCUUUAGCCCACAAACACUGGCAUGAUGCCAUGACCUCAGGGCCUGUGGAGCUCAGCAAGCGCAACAUGGGCAAGACACUGCUGUCCAGGACACAGGGCACCAAGAAUUUAAUGUUUCAUGCGCCGAUCAGAGCUGCUUCUCAUAUUGUUAAGGAGCAAGGGAGGUGGAUGCUAUAAAAGAGGAUGGAACUUGGAAACAAGGUCCAAAAAUGGAAGGAAAAUGUUGAUGCGGUAACUAAUGAUUUUACAAUAGUGAGAUCAAAGUAGUAGGUAAUGGCAUAUACCUUAUAAGAAGAGCAUCAAUAAUAAUUAGGCUAUCAUAAUAGUGUUCAUUUUAUUAUUAUUUUUGUAAGUUGGGAAAACUAUAGAUUGAUUAUUGAGGGACAAUGUACAUGUACAUAUAUAGGUGAGGAUACGGCUUAUGGAAAACACAAGCGACCUCCAGUAUCCUUGCCUAAUACAACUCAAUCUACUAGAGUUCCGGACUUGGAGUCCAAUUACAUCUCCACAACCCUAGCCGACCUCUAUACGAGAUCAGGCCAGCUGGGCAUGAACCCAUAAGGCUGAAGCUAAUGAAGCCUAAGGCCCAUAACACAGCCCUGUCUAACAAUUCUGAGGGUACCAAGUAAAGGCGGAUGCGGGCCAUUAUUCGGCAUUCUCUGUCCUUAUCACCCCCAUAGUGAGGGAACCAUGGAAGGUGGACACGCUAAAUUCCAUGGAGGCUACCAGAUUUAUUUAUUUAUUUUAUUGUUUUUCCCCUUUGCACUGAUGUCGUGUAUGUUUUUUGUUCUGCAUGACUUACACCGGAUCUGAAGCCAUGGUGCUCAAAGUUCUUGGUGGCAUGCACAAGAUUGACUAAUGCCAAAAUGAUGUUCAUCUGUUGUGAUUGAAAUCUAUAAUUUUGAUAAAUUCAGCUAAAGAGAUCUAAUGAUCUAUUAGCGUAGGCUGCAUGCAUUACAUGGUAGUUUUGGCUUGGUUUCCACCAUCUCAACGGCAUUGCCAAAGAACAUGCAAGAUGUAAAUGAAUCAGGAGCUCAAGGCCCUAGGUGCUGAUUUGGGUGGUAAAUACUGGAUCCAAACCCUAGAGUUGUGUUAAAAGUGACAAAGCUUUUUUGAUACUCUAUAGAGGAUAUCAUGUCUGUAGGGCAGCGUGAAGCUCUCCAAAUUUUCUAGUAAGUUCAAGGCAACCAAAAUGGUUGCCGUGGUUUCCCUUAGCUUGUGCACAUGUAAUAAUUGUUAUUAGACGUGCGGCGUGAAGCGCGCCAAAUUUUCUAGUUGAAAUAAAGUUCAAAGCAACCAAAAUGGUUGCCGUAGUUUUCCUUAGAUUGCGCACAUGUAAUAAUUGUUAGACAUGCGUCAGAAACUCUGUUCUAUUGUGUGGUCUGAACUCUGAAGGACCUGUAAUUUGCAUUUCUCAGAAGUGGCAUGUACACGCGGUAAGCAUGGUGGAUGCUGUUUUUGGUUUAAGCUUGCCUUUUUUUCUCUCU